Apis mellifera (honey bee) is the source of this 1878-nucleotide messenger RNA. RefSeq lists its product as uncharacterized. Bases 537 to 1379 code for a protein of 280 amino acids. Lineage: Eukaryota; Metazoa; Arthropoda; Insecta; Hymenoptera; Apidae. The record is from RefSeq and is a predicted model, not a curated record. The transcript has 5 exons.
GCAUAUUCGAUAAGUCGUUGCGAGUAAUUUAUAGUUUCGGUUGUCAAAAUUUAUUCAUCGUAAAGUAAAAAGAAAAUUGGAUCGUUAACGAAUCCAAAACGAAUACCGUAAAUUAACAUUGUCGUGUUAUAAUUGUCGUGUAUAAAUUUUACAAAUGUAAAUUUUUCUGAAAAGGGGGGAGGGGGAAGGAAGAUCGUUUCGAAAUAUAUAUUCUCGCCUAUUGAAAGUAGGCUUUGUGAAUAUUAUUAAUAUCGAAACUAGAUUUCUAAAGAUCAUAUUAAUUAUACGAUGACUCAAUAAUAAUUCUGUUUACGAUAUCGCGUAUGCAAAAAAUAACACUGGAAAGAGAGAAAAGGCGGGGCUGAAAAUCAAGAUUACGUGGUAUAGAAAGGUCAAUAUGUACUGGAUCUUACUGGAAGGAUCAUGAUUGGUCGAUGCGCACUUGAGGGAUCCUGAAAUCAUCCUUAUAGAGCAGAAGAUCGUCGACACGUCUUGUAGUUUGCGGAUCAAGAAGCUCGGUGUCAAAAUUUACUGCAAUGUUUGCAAUCGUUUCCGUUGUUCUUAACGUCAUCGUUUACACGAUUGCCUCGGAAACGCCGAUCCUCCAUCGAAUAAGGCGACAAGAUUUUUCAAACGAGAAUGGCCAAGUGAUAGACAAGAUUUUUAACAUACCAAUUACCGCGAUCAAGCAAACUGCAACCGUGGCGCAAUCGUUCAAUCAGGAAAAUUCUCAGACGAUCGACAACGUGUUCAAGAUUCCUGUUUCGACUUUGGAAGCUGUUGGAACCCUCGUGAAAGCGGCAUCCGAGCAAAGACGACGGAAUGCCGACGAUGCGCAACGAAUGCGACAGGAGAGAAGGGACAGAAUAUCGGCAGUAAGGGAAAGGCAGAGAUUUCAAAGGGAGCAAUUGCAACAACAACGCGUGAAACAGCAACUCGUGAAAAAGAGCAUCAAAAAUAGUAACAAAGAUCCUUUCGAUUUGAACACGUUGUCUCUGUUGUUUAGCAAUCACGGUGUUCUAGGAAGUAUUCAAGGGACGUUUGGCGGUUACAAAGGUGAUCAAGUUCAUGGAGGUCAAGGGAGUGGAGGGGGUUACCAAGUUCACGAAGACAUAGAAGAAGAUACGAACUAUUCCUGGCACGGAAUCACGGCGGGAAUCGGCACGUUUUCCGGUUCUCGACCAACCAGCACACGCGUCACCGUACAAAAUAAGAUCGCCGUUAAGGACGAAGUACCAACCGAUCAUUCCUACGAUACGGAACAAAUACAGAACAAGAUCGCUCCAAAGAUCAAAGGGAAUGAAUCGAGACACGAAGAAGAUCCCCCAUUGCAGAACAAAAUUGCACCCAAGACGAAUAGGAUAUCGUUCAGAUCGUAAAAAAUAAUUUUAAGUGUAUAAAAUAAAUAGAAUUUAUUUUUUCCACGACAAUUCGUACGUGACGAGCAUUCCAUUUGAGCGGAGCAAUCGUUUCUAUUGGCUAAUUUUCGCUCUAAUCGGCAGCCGAUAAGUACGUGAGUCACGUCGCGUCGUUUAUGCAAAUAACGAAAAUGAUAGAACGAUGAUGAUGCUCGGAGAAAGCGAGUUGCAACAGAAAUUAGUAAAUUAAUAGUAUAUGUAUAUUUUUCGUUUCGUUCGUAAUUGUCGAAGUGACUCGACGAAUUUUCUCGACCACGGUCUUCUUCGACCCACGUGAAUCUCGCAGAGUCACGUUUAUACCGAAAAAUUGCGCCUGUUCGAAAACAGUUAAAAUGCGCGCCGAGUCGUUGCCGCGAUACGGAAAACAUUUUGAAUGUAGCAUCGCUCAACAUGAAUAACGAGAAGCGACAUUAUAUGUUAUGCAUUGGAUAUUCGAAUAAAAUUCUUCUUCUUCUUUUUC